AUGGGUUGGUUCGAUGGCCCUUCAUCCAGGACCUCAACAUCAUCGAAUGGCUACACACGCCGACGCGCGAGUUCCCCGUCCAACAAAUCAAGCUACUCGACCUACCAUAGAGGCCAUUCAGCGCCAUCGAUCUUCAGCCUCGGUCGCGGAGGAGGAGGUGGUGGUCGUUCCAGCCCUUCUGUUUUCUCGACUUUUUCCUCCUCUUCGCGCCGAGCUCGACCUCGUGAGGGAUUCGUGCAGCGUCUGGUCCGUUCAAUCAAGAAGCUAUUCCGGGAUAUCUACCGCUACGCCCGUGAACACCCAUUGAAGGUGUUUAUGCUCGUUGUUCUUCCCCUCCUCACGAGUGGCGUUUUGCCAAAGUUGUUGGCUAUGAUCGGCAUUCGACUGCCUCACGGUGUUCUCAGUGCCCUUGGUGGUGGAUCCUCGAAUGCAGCCCGUGGAAUGGGAGGCAUGGAGGGUAAGGGAUUGUCGGACAGCGUCAAUUCGCUGGUGAGCUUGGCUAAGAUGUUCGCCUAA
Messenger RNA from Penicillium verhagenii, 516 nucleotides. RefSeq lists its product as uncharacterized. The transcript has a single exon. The record is from RefSeq and is a predicted model, not a curated record. Lineage: Eukaryota; Fungi; Ascomycota; Eurotiomycetes; Eurotiales; Aspergillaceae. Bases 1 to 516 code for a protein of 171 amino acids.